UGUAUUUUAAAUUCAUUUUAUUUUGUAUUAUUUCGAUAUUUUAAAUAAGAACUUAGAUUAAGAUUACCCCUGUCAGUCCGAAAAACAACCUAAAAAAAAUGGAAGAUAUUGCUCGGUUAAGCGAUGGCCCCUACGAUAAAAUGGGUGCUCAAUGGUUAAAAGAAUUCGAUGAUCAUCCUGGAGAUAAUAUUAUUGAAAAAGCUAUUUCUUUUGGUGAAAGAGGUCUUUUUAUUGGUGGAAUUUAUGGUGCAAUAUAUGGUGCAAUAUUUCCGCCAGCAGGAAAUGUUAAUGGAUUUUUUUACAGUCUACGUCAAAUUGGAGCUGCUGGCUUAGUAACUGGUACAGCUGGACUUGUUUUAGGAGCUGGAGUUCCAAUUGUGCAAGCUAUUCGUAAAAAAGAUGAUCCCAUUGCAUGGGGUAUAGCUGGAUUAGCUUCUGGGUCUGUUUUUGGACUAAGAAGUGGAAGAGUUGCUAUAGCCGUGCAAAGUGCAUUUCUACUAGGAGUUUCUAUGAGUUUGAUUAAAGCAGCUGGGACUUAUCGUGAACCAGUUAUUGAUUACACUAAACACUUACGUCAACCACCAAAGCUUUAUAAACUAGUAGAUGAGAACGGUAACAUAAAAACUUCACAGGAAUGGUAGCGUAGUAUAUUUAUAUAUAUGUAUGUGUGUGUAUAUAUAUAUAUAUAUAUAUAUAUAUAUAUAUAUAUAUAUAUAUAUAUAUAUAUAUAUAUAUAUAUAUAUUAACAAUAUUAAUUUGUACAUGUUUUUAACAAGGAUUUAUUGUAUAGUAAUACAACUUUAAAAGCAA
Messenger RNA from Hydra vulgaris (swiftwater hydra), 810 nucleotides. RefSeq lists its product as uncharacterized. The record is from RefSeq and is a predicted model, not a curated record. Lineage: Eukaryota; Metazoa; Cnidaria; Hydrozoa; Anthoathecata; Hydridae. Gene Ontology annotation, biological process: mitochondrial respiratory chain complex I assembly.